AUGUCGUCCACCAUCGAGAGGAAAACGCUGGAAGCCAAUGAGGAGCCAGUAGACGAGGUACUGCAGAUGCCUCCUUCUCUGCUUACAUGUGGCGGCUGCCAGCAAAGCAUUGGCGACCGCUUUUUCCUGAAGGCCAUCGAGCAGUACUGGCACGAGGAUUGCCUUAGCUGCGACCUGUGUGGCUGUCGCCUCGGGGAAGUUGGUCGCCGGCUCUACUACAAGCUGGGAAGGAAAUUGUGUCGACGAGACUACCUAAGGCUUUUUGGUCAGGACGGCCUCUGCGCAUCCUGCGAGAAGAGGAUCCGAGCAUUCGAGAUGACCAUGCGCGUGCGGGACAAGGUGUAUCACCUAGAAUGCUUCAAGUGCGCUGCCUGCCAGAAGCACUUCUGCGUCGGCGACCGCUACCUGCUCAUCAACUCGGACAUUGUUUGCGAGCAGGACAUCUUUGAGUGGACCAAACUCAACAAUAGCAGUAUGGUAUAA
Nerophis lumbriciformis (worm pipefish) is the source of this 483-nucleotide messenger RNA. Lineage: Eukaryota; Metazoa; Chordata; Actinopteri; Syngnathiformes; Syngnathidae. The record is from RefSeq and is a predicted model, not a curated record.